UUUUUAAACUUUCCGUCCUCGGCUGAAGCGUCGAGCGGUGCAGCUUCACCUGAAGAGCAGCGGAAGCAUUUCACUUCAGAAAGGAUUCGAGCAGCAGACGAAGAAAUGGCAGAUAGUCCAGAUCACAAGACCAGCGCUCUGCUCAGAGCCUCCCAUCUGCCUCUGGUCCGCUCCACGUUCCGGUCCGUGUCUUCGCUCGUCUCCGGGGUCAAAGAGCGCUACCCCCUGCUGGGCUUUGUGGGGGGCGUGGCAGAGGUCGGAGUUCGCGGCGUGGCUGAGGAAGUCCUGCGACGGGCCACGCCCCUCCUCCAGAGUCUGGAGCCCCAAAUUGACCUCGCCAACAGGUUGGCUCUGACUGGUCUGGACGGUCUGGAGAGGACGUUUCCCAUCCUGAACCAGUCCACAGAGGAGGUGAUGACUCACUUGAAGGACGCCUUCUUUGUGACUCUGGAUGAUGUCCAGGUGUGGGCGGUGGACAGCCUGGACGGAGCUCUGGACCAGCUGGAGCGAGCCGCUGAGUCGGUCCGGACGGCCGGGCGGCGGCUGCAGGAAACGCAGGCGGGCCGGGCGGCGGCGGCGGGACUGGACAACGUCCUGAGUCUCCUGGAGGACUCCGCCGCCUACUACUUACCCCUCCCUCCUACACUGCGCCGGGAGUGGGAGAUGAAGGUCCAGCAGUACGAGGAUGAGGAUGACGGAGACGAGCCCGGCCUCUGGACCAGAGUCCGCAGCCUGUUGCUGACCCUCAGCCUGCAGCUCUAUCACCGCAUGCUGAAGGCCAGGGAGCAGCUGCAGGGAGCCGCCCGGACACUGGGGGGCGCCGCUGAGCAGGUGGGUCUGACUCGGGUCCUGGAGUUAACAGGUGAGGUGCUGCAGUACUUCCAGAGCCUCCUGGUGGCGCUGUUGUUCCGCACAGAGAGCCUGAGAGAGGCCGCACUGAGGGAACUGGUGGAGCGAGCGGCCAUGUUGGCCGAGGUGAGCCCAGUUCGGCAGGUCCGAGAACUGCCGGUUCAGAUCCAGCAGCUGCUCCAGGACCUGCAGCAGCUUUCCAAGAUCCUGCUGCAGUUCGCAAUCAACACCACGCCGCUCUACAGCAUGUUGCAGCAGCCGUCGCGCCAGCAGGUGGAGGAUUUCCUGAACAAGGAGGAUUUCUCAGACAGCUCGUCGCGCCGCAGCUCAGCGAGCAGCCUCUUCCUCAAGGCCAUGGACGGCCGGCCUCGCCGCCGUCGCAGCAUCUACUCGCGCGCCGCCCGGGCGGCCGGAGGCCCGCAGAGUCCCGACCCGCCCAACGGGCGGCGCUCGAGCACCAAGGAGCCGUCCACCCCGGAGAGGGACGGCGCGGCCCUGCAGUCCGAAGGCAACGCGCUCCGCCGGCCGUCCGCCAGCGAGCUGCUGCUUACGCCGCUCAAACAGUUCGUGGCCCAGAGCCAGAAGGCUUUGGAGUAUCUGAGCCCCAACUCCAGCGACGGCACCGCCAUCUUCACGGAAACAGACGAUUCUUAAACACCCACCGCCCGCGGACUGGGCCGGGUCCGCCGAGUCCGCCUCCCGGCGCGCCGCGGUUCACCGCAUGCCCCGACGACGCACCUCUGCCUCGGCUGGUGCUGGUUUGCGCCUUCGCACUGAACCGCAGAGGCGUCACCAAAUUAGCGCUCAGUCACUGACGCUGCAAUUCUGCUUCACACAAACCGAGAGAAACCGGAAAAACCCGAUCAUGAGCUGCUCUCUGCAGUGGAUGGAGAAACGGACCCAGUCCUGUUGAAGCACCAGGUUCUUUAUGAUGCACAAAAAUGAUCAAAAACAUUUUCUUAACCAUCUCUCCGGCCUGAAGGCCUGGAUUCAAACUGACUGUAGAAGAACCGUAACCCCAGGUCAUGAUGCUGCCACCACCGUGUUCUGCUUUUGAGUUUCUGGUUUCAUCAGAACAGAAACUUG
Poeciliopsis prolifica (blackstripe livebearer) is the source of this 1935-nucleotide messenger RNA. Its product is annotated as perilipin-3-like. NCBI's taxonomy places the organism in Eukaryota, Metazoa, Chordata, Actinopteri, Cyprinodontiformes, Poeciliidae. The record is from RefSeq and is a predicted model, not a curated record. The transcript is spliced from 8 exons. Gene Ontology annotation, biological process: positive regulation of triglyceride storage; lipid storage. The coding region runs from base 106 to 1503 and encodes 465 amino acids. Gene Ontology annotation, cellular component: lipid droplet; cytosol.